Messenger RNA from Gastrolobium bilobum, 1701 nucleotides. RefSeq lists its product as uncharacterized. Lineage: Eukaryota; Viridiplantae; Streptophyta; Magnoliopsida; Fabales; Fabaceae. The transcript is spliced from 2 exons. Bases 212 to 1360 code for a protein of 382 amino acids. Gene Ontology annotation, biological process: positive regulation of DNA-templated transcription. The record is from RefSeq and is a predicted model, not a curated record. Gene Ontology annotation, cellular component: SWI/SNF complex.
AGAGUGUUUGAUAGGAAUAAGAUUGUGUAGAGUAAAACACCAAACUAUGAAAUGAAAGAAUGAAUAUAUUUUUAAUGGCUAUUUGGAUUUCUCUUCUCUACUCUUUUCUUCUCUCUGGAUUCAAAGAUUAAAAGGGGAUUCGAUUUUCGAAAUACAGGGAAUUUUGAGAAUUUUUUUUUCAUUUUUUUUUUUUUCAAUUCUUUUGCAAAAAAUGGAAGAAGCAAAGGCAUUGCACCAGCAACAGCAACAUCAGCAGCAACAACUACUAUUACAACAACAGCAUCAACAUCAACAUCAGCAUCAGCAUCCACAACAUUUGCUGCUCUUACAGCAAUUGCAAAAGCAGCAGCAGCAGCAACAACAUCAACAACAACAAGCAGCUGCCAUUUCUCGAUUCCCUUCAAACAUUGAUGCUCACUUGCGUCCUAUUAGACCCCUCAAUCUCCAACAAAACCCUAACCCUAACCCUAACCCUUCACCCAACCCUAAUCCUAAUCCCAUCCUCAAUUUGCACCAGAACCCUAAUUCUAACCACCUUCCACAGCAGCAGCAGCAGCAGCAGCAACAGCCCCAGCAAUCGCAACAGCCGCAGCAGCAGCAACAACAGCAACAGCAACAGCAGCAGAAGGCUAUUCGACCCGGGAACCAAAUGGAGCUCCAGAUGGCAUACCAAGACGCUUGGCGGGUCUGUCAUCCGGAUUUCAAGCGACCCUUCUCUUCUCUUGAAGAUGCCUGCGAGAGAUUAUUGCCAUAUCAUGUGGUGGCAGACUAUGAAGCAGAAGAGGAUGAUAGGAUACUUGAUUCUGACACCACCGGCCAGGUUCUUUCACGGUCCCAGCAGUGGGAUAAUAAUAUUGCUGCUAAAAUUGCUGAGUUCACUGCAACUUUUGAGAAACAAGCACUUGCCUUCAACAUUAUAUCCCAAAAGAGAGGUUUGGGGGAAUUCCGGUCUGAGGAGAGAUUGAUGAUUGAGCAGGCACUACUCCAAGAGGAAAAACGGGCUAUGUUGGAACUAAGAGCGGAAUUAGAAUCCAGGGAGAAGGCUGGUCGUGAAGCCCAUGAGGCUAAACUACGGAUGGCAGCAAUGGUUCAAGCAGAGCAGGCUCGGGCUGAUUCACAAUCUCAUGCUGAAAUGAUGUCUCGAGUCCCCAUAAGAGGAAGUGCACAUGGUCAUCAUGACAUGGGAGAGCAGGAUCAGGGAGGUAACCCAGUUGAGAUGAUGAAUGGUUGGGGAAACAAUACACAGAGAGAUGAGAAAGAGCCAUCUGAGGAUUUCUUGAAUGAUGAAGCCGAAAAUGGAGACACUGGCACCCAGGAUGGCUGGCGUGAAGCUGGUGAAUUUGAUUUGAAUGCUAGGUGAUUCUCGACAGUGAUUGAAUAAAAACUUUCGGGAGGGUUUGUAUUAUGUGUAAGGGAUCAAUAUCCAUUUUGAAAAUAAUCUUUAUCCUGGGCAUCAACCAUCGUCUUCAAGUUACUAUCUUAAGAUUACUUUCUCAGAUGAAUAUCCAUUCACAAGGGCGGAAGGAAAACUAUUGAACCAGUAUUAGAUUGGAUGAAUAUUUAGUUUAUGCUCUUAGCCUAGUGUAGCGCACAUGGUUGGAUCAUUAGGUUCAAAGGAGUGUUAUAUAAGCAUACAAAUUCAGUCAAAUGUAUAUCUUACUUUUCCGGGAAGCUCUGGUUUCAUCGUUUUGGCAUCUGAUU